AUGUCUUGUCGCUCCUACAGAGUCAGCUCUGGGUACAGGAUGGGCAGCUUCAGCUCUUUCUCAGCGGUGACCCCCCAGAACCUGAGCCACUUUCGGGCCAGCACUGUCUCCUGCAGGAAUGGGCCUGGUCUCCGGGGCCUUGGCACCUUUGGUAGUCGGAGUGUCAUCAACUUUGGAUCUUGUGCACCCCGGAUAGCAACUGCAGGCCCUCAUUCCACCCGCUUUGGAGUCGGCUUUGGUGACAGGAAUGGUGUUGGUCUGGGGUUUAGGGCCUGCAGUGGUGUUGGUCUGGGUUUUGGAUUUGGCGGUGGCCUUGGCUAUGGUUUCAGCGGCCCUGGCUUUGGCUACAGAGUCGGAGGAAUUGGAGGCCCAGUAGCCCCAUCUAUCACAGCUGUGACUGUUAACCAGAGUCUGCUGACACCCCUCAACCUGGAGAUUGACCCCAAUGCCCAGAGGGUGAAGAAGGAUGAGAAGGAGCAGAUCAAGACCCUCAACAACAAGUUCGCCUCCUUCAUCGACAAGGUACGGUUCCUGGAGCAACAGAACAAGCUCCUAGAAACCAAGUGGAGCUUCCUCCAAGAGCAGAAAUGCGCCAGGAGCAACCUAGAACCUCUCUUCGAGAACUACAUCUCCAACCUGCGGAGGCAGCUGGAGACACUGGUUAAUGACCAGGCCCGGCUGCAGGCUGAGAGGAACCACAUGCAGGAUGUCCUCGAGGGUUUCAAGAAGAAGUAUGAAGAGGAGGUGGGAUUCCGAGCCAAUGCUGAGAACGAGUUCGUGGCUCUGAAGAAGGAUGUGGACACAGCUUUCUUGAAUAAAUCUGAUCUAGAAGCCAACGUGGACACCCUAACUCAAGAAAUUGACUUCCUUAAAACCCUGUACAUGGAGGAAAUCCAGUUGCUGCAGUCUCACAUCUCAGAGACAUCAGUCAUCGUGAAGAUGGACAACAGCCGCGACCUGAACCUCGAUGGGAUCAUCGCCGAAGUCAAGGCCCAAUAUGAGGAGGUGGCCAGGCGCAGCCGCGCUGAUGCCGAGGCCUGGUACCAGACUAAGUACGAGGAGAUGCGUGUGACAGCUGGCCAACACUGUGACAACCUACGCCACACCAGGGACGAGAUCAAUGAACUGAGCCGGCUGAUCCAGAGGUUGAAAGCAGAGAUUGAGCAUGCCAAGGCUCAGCGUGUCAAGCUGGAGGAAGCGGUGGCUGAGGCGGAGCAGCAGGGCGAGGCGGCCCUCAAUGAUGCCAAAUGCAAGCUGGCAGAUCUGGAGGGCGCCCUGCAGCAGGCCAAGCAGGACAUGGCGCGGCAGCUGCGCGAGUACCAGGAGCUCAUGAACGCCAAGCUGGGCCUGGACAUCGAGAUCGCCACCUACAGGAGGCUGCUGGAGGGCGAGGAGAUCCGCAUCUGUGAAGGUGUUGGCCCAGUGAACAUAUCUGUGAGCAGCACCCGGGGUGGCGUGGUGUGCGGACCUGAGCCCUUGGUCGCCGGCUCCACCCUCUCCCGCAGCGGGGUCGCCUUCUCUGGCAGCAGCAGCAUCCACACCGCGGGAGGAGUCCUGACUUCCUGCAGCUCCAGCCUGGGCGGGGCUCGGGGCAGCCUGACAGGCGGGGACCUGCUGAGUGCCGGCACCAGGGGCGGCUCCGUGCUGGUGGGUGAGACCUGCGCCCCCAGCGUCCCCUGCCCUCUGCCCACUGAGGGUGGCUUCAGCAGCUGCAGUGGUGGCCGCAGUAACCGCAGCUCCAGUGUGCGCUUCUCGUCCACUACCACCUCUCGCAGGACCGUGUACUAAGCCGAGCCCCAGACCACGGCCACUGCCCGGAGAACCAACUCGACAUCCCCUGCUUCUCCAGCCACCUCUCCUGCCCAGUCACCACCCUGAGCUGUCCCCUGGGGCAGCUGAGCCUUGUCAGGCCCCUCCUGAAGGGUUUUUUCGCUGUGUAGACACCCUAUCCACAGCUACAGCCAGACUGGCUUCUCUCUGAUUUCCAAUUUCCUUCCUCGGGUUCACGCCUCACUCUCCAUUUCCCAGGGAAAUGCAGAUCCAGCACAAUUCCAGAAACAGUGCCCCUGGGGAGAAAAGGACCUUCAAAGUCAAAAGUCGGUGUUUGGGCCCCAGAGCCACCUGCGGCUUUGGUAGAGCUGGAGUACAGUGUGGACUGCACAGGGCGCGAGUCCCAACUCUUGCUUCCUGCCUCUUGCCUUCCCUGCCUGGGGACACUUCUCUCCUUCUCUUCCUGGCCCAGAAAGACCCACAGUCUUUGGCGGCCCAGGGACCCAUAAGGCACCCAGAGUGGUUCUUCCUCCUGUGGUUUAUGUCCUGGUGUUUCUCUUCCUGGGCUGUUGGGAGUCCAUGAGCUGGGUGGCUGCGGGUGGAGAGGUGGGCUCGGCAGCACUCGGGGCGUCCUGCCCUGUGUGGGGUGAGGCCCCGCACUGGCCGCCACAGGGCUUGUGUCUGUGAGCUCCAGGGAGACGUGGGGGUGGGGCGCUGCCUGUUCGUGCUGCUCUUUGUGUU
Messenger RNA from Sciurus carolinensis (gray squirrel), 2511 nucleotides. RefSeq names its product keratin 84 (gene Krt84). The transcript has 9 exons. The coding region runs from base 1 to 1788 and encodes 595 amino acids. The record is from RefSeq and is a predicted model, not a curated record. Gene Ontology annotation, molecular function: structural constituent of skin epidermis. Gene Ontology annotation, biological process: intermediate filament organization; keratinization. NCBI's taxonomy places the organism in Eukaryota, Metazoa, Chordata, Mammalia, Rodentia, Sciuridae. Gene Ontology annotation, cellular component: keratin filament.